Messenger RNA from Pocillopora meandrina, 7520 nucleotides. Lineage: Eukaryota; Metazoa; Cnidaria; Anthozoa; Scleractinia; Pocilloporidae. The record is from the annotation of a GenBank genome assembly.
AUGGCAACCUUGGAGAUUCGCCUGAAGAGAGUGAACAAGACUUACCACGAAGGCGUCAGUAUAUUCUUGGAUAUUCUAAUGUUUUAAUUGCAACUGUACUUUAAAUAACUCUGAAUGAUCUUAAUUAUAAAUCUAUGAAUCCAUAACUUCAGCACGGAUACAUAUAUACAUACAUGCAUACGUAGAUUAUGAGCUCGAGAUUUCUACCGCACAAUAGUUGACGAGGGGGAAUCUACUAUCAACUAACGUGCUUAAAAAAACUGGAGUGAAUGAUUGGAUAUUUUAGUAUAAAUCUACUGGUAUUUCGAAAUUCUCCUCACUAUCUAUCGCUGAAUAGAUAGCGAAUGGCACAGCUAAUCAGAUUGCAGUAUUUGUGGCAAAGAGUGAGGAGAUUUAUACCAUUAUUUGAGAGACCGAUCUAAAGUAAGUUUUGUACAUGUUGCUUGUACAUAGUUUAAUUGUAUCGUUACAUUUUAUGUUUGUUUUAAACUUUACCGAACAUUUGUUUGAUACUUUACCAAACUCAAAAAUAAAAAAAUUUAAAAAAAAAUGUCUCAUGACAGAUAAGGAUUGGAAAUUGUCCAGGGUGAUCUUGGUAGCAUAUAUAAUACAAUUUUUCGGUGCUGACUUAUUUCAAAUAUGAAUGGAGAGUCCAUUAGGGUGGUAUGGAAUUUAGAUAUAACUUGGGAAUGUUAUUGAAUCAUCUCUUUCUAUAUUAAUCUUAGGACAUUGUUAAAGGUGUUAUUGUAGUUCAGAGUCGCGGAGAGCUCUCACACAAUGGUAUCACUCUCUCUAUGGAAGGAUCUGUGAAUCUGCAACUGAGUGCUAAAAGUGUUGGAGUUUUUGAAGCAUUCUACAACUCCUUGAAGCCAAUCCAUCUGGUCAACUACUCCCUAGAGAUUGCAAAACCUGGCAAAUUAUACCAUUCUAUUUCAAUAUCUUUAAUUUUUGGUUUGAUAUUUGAUUGUAUUUGUAUUGUAUUUUCAUCACCAUUCCAACAGUUCAAUGGCAGCAUGAGUAAUUUUUGUGUUUUCCCAUCUAUAUAAUCUUGAUUUUUUUAUUCCAUUCAUGAUAAUGUUGUUGGAGAACUGAAUCACUCUUAUCAUCCUUUCCUGUAUCACAUGCAUUUUUUUACCCAUCAUGUAAAAUCUUGCAUAGUCCAUUAAUUAUUCAGACUUUGCUUGCUGUAGCCUUUAGGCAAUAUACAUGUAGGUCACUGAGAUGUUAUGCAGUUCAGAUUUAUAUUUUUGACUAGGUUAUUUACAGACCCAUCAUUGUUAAAUUUUAAUAGUUUAAAUGUUAUUCUGAGAUGGAUUUGAAUGACUGUAAGGUUUACGCCAAAUGGCAAGACUGAACUUCCUUUUGAGAUUCCACUGAAACCCAAGGGUAACAAGCCACUGUAUGAGACCUAUCAUGGAGUUUUUGUAAACAUUCAGGUAUUUUUUUAGUUUUACAUGUUGAGCAGUUGUAUGAUUUGACAAUAGCACCGAGUGUUAUUGCUUUAGUAUGUUUAACAGGUUAUUAUAUUUAUCAUGGUAUGGCUUAUGUCCAAAUCAAUAACAUAAUAGAAUUAUACCAAAGAUUGAAUGCUUUCCAAUAGUUUCUCGUUUAUUUCCUACCUGCUAAUCCUCCCACAGUUUUAAUGUUCUUAAACAUUUAAUUAGUCACUCAACUCCUGUGAGCAAUUGUUUUUCCAAGAAGAUGUUACCAGCCACAAUUACAGUCUUACUUCAGCACAGUGACCUCAGCUAGUUUUAACGUUAAACUGCUUAAACUCACUUUCCAUUUCUAAUUCCAUCCCUAAUCAACACUGACUUGACUUUCCAAUGAAAGAAAGACCCUGACUAUAACUUUUUAGUUUUUGGUUUGGCUUUUCCAUUUAAUCUCUAAUGCAGAAAGGACUGUUUAAAUCUUCAGCUGAUUUGUUGUGUAUUAUUUUGUAGUAUUAUCUCCGAAGUGAAAUGAAAAGGCCAUAUUUGAACAAAGACCUUCAGAGCCAAGCAGAGUUUAUAGUUGAGAAUAAGGUUAUUUGUGGAAGUAUAUUACUCAUCCAUCUAUAUUGUAUAAACAAAAUGAAGCACCUUUUUAAAGUCCUUUAUAUUAGAAAUAAAAUUGAAUAGCAUACUAGAUCUUAAUGCACUAAAAUGGACUAAAAGGAUUUCAUCAUUGACUAUCAACAGAAAGUCUAGAAGUACAAAUUAACUGCAAUCAGUAGUGAAAUUCAAAAUAGUGAGUUUUGAACAUUAGAACUUUAUUGAUAUUGAAAAGAGAAUAUGGGUUACAUUUGUGUUUGAAUAUUGUUUUAUAAAGCUGUCAUAAAUACAAAGUUUACAUCAAUCACAUAAGAAUGGAAGGUACCAAAAUUAGAUUCCUGAACAAAUGCUUAUCAUUUACCCAUGUCAAUUAACAUAUUGGUAAUUAACCAUCUAUUACAUUUAUUGGACAACACAGCACAUUUAUUUAUUGUCUCUCAAAGCAGAAGGGAGGCAACAUAGCUGAGUGAUUAGAGUGCUGGACUAGUUUUGUGGUUGUCCAGGUUCAAGCUCUCCAUCUUGUUACUAACUGAAUUGUUCUCAAGUGCCUGAAGUUCAAUUCUUGGGAGUGAUCUGUUAACAGCUAACUGGUCUGUCUCCCAUCACUCAUUUUAUGGUUACAACAUUUUUAUUAUGAUAUUUGUUUCAUUCUUUGUUUACACUGGUCAUGAAAAUGAGCCAUCACUUAAGAUAACAUGUAUUGUAAUAUCACUACUAUUACUAUUAUUGUCAUUAUUAUAUCUCAAGCCACAAGAUAUUUCAAAAUAUGACCCUCUGGAAUAUUAGUUCCUGACUGUUCAAUAAGUUUAAGUCUAAUGAUUUUCUGUAAAGAAAGUUAUACCCAUUGGCGUUUGACGUUCUUAAUCUUUUUUGCAUUAUUGUGUUAGUGGUAAUGUUCUCUAAAAUUUUUAAAUUUUUUUUCUAGGUGACAUCUAAGAAGGGAGAGGUAAAACCUGUAGAGUUUUCUAUCACACCAGAGUCCCUUGAAAAUGUGAAAGAGGUAAUGUUAUUCACACUUGUGCAAAGUUAUAAUAAGUCAACAUACUGGAAAAGGUUUUUUUUUUUUACCUACAAUGUGCCACCUACAGUAUAAGGGUCACACAGUAUCUGAUAAAUUAUUUCUUCAGCAUUAACAUGUUUGGCUUGUUUUGCUGUUUUGAGUAACUAUGUUUGUGUUUCUUUUUGUAGAAAGCAAAGGUACCAAAGUUCUUAGUAAAAGGCAAUCUGGAUAAUGCUCUGUGCUCUGCGUUCACAGGAGAGGUCUAUCUAAGACAGAAUUUUAGGAAAUGCCAUACCUUUAUGUAACAGGAGAGGUUUAAAACCACAGGCGAGGCGAGUGUGGUUUUUGACCCAAUAAAGAGUCUGAUUAUUGUCAAGAGAGUUCAUAACAAUUAUGCUUUAAUAAGAUAAUAAUCAUAAGACAGAUUUUUAGGGAAUGAAUUUAAAAAACAGGCCUGUAUAGUCAUGUAGUUUGACAUUGUUCUUUGAGAACUGUGAUUUUCCUUUUGGAACAAAAUUUAUAAAUGGGGAUAUUUGGUUCAUAACACAGGGUUUGAACAGUUUUUCCUCUGUAAUAUAUGUGUAAUGUACUGUGAAAAUAUUCAGCCAGGUGAUUGCAUGAAGAAACUGUUGUUAUUUCAUAGCUGGAGGUUGUUGAAUCAGACAGACCUAUCAAAUCCAUUGAGUUGCAGCUUGUCAGAGUAGAAACAUGUGGUAAGUAAUUUUUAAAGGUUUAUUAUCUGUGGUUAACACUCCUCUAUUGUAUGUCCCUUAAAUAACAUUUUUUUAUGGUGCCAGAAAUAUGCUUUAGAGGAAUCAUUGUUUUAUCAGAGUUAUGACAAAUGAAACUUAGGAAAUUAACUGUAGUGUUAGGUAUGGCAUUCAGAAUUAAAGCAACAUAAAAGCAACAUAAAUUGAAGAAAAUAUAAUCUCUGGUGAGGUGAAAGGGAGAGAGGUUCUAAUAUUGUUUUUAAAUCAUGGACAGUUUUGCAACUUUUUUGACCAUACAGCAAAAAUUUUGACACCUUAGCAAAAAAUUCUGAACUUCAUAGAAUUGUCUUUUAAUGUACUGUAGGAGUUAGGGGUAUGUCUUAGGAAUUUUGACUAUUCUUUACAACACUCUAAUAAUAGCAGCUCUAUAGCUUGAUAUUGUAAUGCAUUUCUUAUCUGUUUCCAUCGCUAUACUUUGAUGAAGUGUAGUGAAGAUGGCCCCUUUAACCCCACAUCUAUGUCAGUGAAGGUCAUGAUCAAUGACCAGUGAGAAUGGGCCAAAACACAUCAAGACCAGCUUACUAUCAAGCUGCAUAGACAGUGAUACACUAUCUUUUGAAUCUCAUUGUCUGACAAAGACAUCAUUGUCCUUAAUUAAAGUCUUCACUGUACAACUGGUAGUGACUCUAAGACAAACAGUUAGACAUUCAUUUUCAAAUUUAUUAUUUUCUUAUUCUUCAUAUUGUAACUAUCAUUAUCAUUACUUUAAAUAUCAUCAUGAUCUUCACCUUUAUCAUAAUUAGCUCCAGUACCACUAUCAUUAGUAGUAUUGCCAUGCAAAUAAAGUACAUAGUAAACUCAUAAUUACUCAAUUCACUGACUCUAGGUUGUGCAGAAGGAUACUCAAAAGAUGGUAACUAUAUGUAUUUUGCUACUAGAAUUAUUUGGCGAGAAGAAGUUAAUCCCAACCAUCUUUUUUUACUUUGUGUGGUAUAGAUGUAAGGAAGCAGUGUGUGUUGAAGGAUACCUUAAUAUGCUACCACAUGUUUUCUGUAAAUCUGUAGACUUGGUUCUUCUGUCUUAGACAUAUGGGGUGCUUAUCUUACAUUACAAAAGACAGGAAAGACCUAAAAGUUUCGAAAUGAAUAACAAGCCCAUAAAAUGUUUUUAUUCUCAGUUUUAUGAAAAACAAUCAAGAAAAAAAUUAUAAACUGCAGUUUUUGCUUUCUUGCAUAGAAACGGUGUAAAAUUGCCAAAUUUUGAAAUGUGCCAAACUCCCACACAUAUUUGUAAUGUUUUGGGGACAAUAUCAACCUUCCAGGCCCCAUGACAGACCAAGACAGAAUUUCUCCUUACAAUACCAAUACAAUAUCAUGCAGGCAAGUGAUGAGAAUAGAGAAAAGCAAGCAAGCAGUUCUCUGAUAACAGUAUGCCAUCCAGUAAACACCACAAUUCUAGCUAUCAGUAUUAGAAAUAUUUUUAUUUUUAUUUUAUUCAUUUGUCAUUUUAUGCAAAACAAAACAAAAUUAUCAACGGCUAGGAAAACUAAUAAUUAAAGGUUGCAAGCUUAGUUUCCCUCACAUGUGCAGUUGUUGUACAAGAUUAAUGAACCUAAACAACAAACAAAAAUCUAAACAACAUAUGUAAUAAAUAGAAUAAUAUUCUUUUACAGCUACCGAGAUUCAGAACAUUCAGGUAGGCUGUAAAAUUGUUCUAUUAAACAAAAUAGAAUAUCUUUUGAAGAUUGGCUUCAUGACAACGAGAAUGUAUCCCUAGUGAAAUUUUAAGACUUUUGUGGUUAUUUGAAUGAGGUAACACUGUCCAGCCGUAUCACAAAAAGGAAAGCAGCCGAUAUAUUUUUUUAAACUUGUAAAACCGUUGAGAAUAGUGUGUCAAAGCGACGGAGGUGAAAUGAUGAAUCACAGGAAAUAGACAAUCGAAAGGCAUAAACCGAAAACCUCUGUUUUAUUCAUUAAGACGGAAUAUUGAACAUGUGUAAGGCAAUGACCGAAAUCGGUUAGCCUAAAAACCCAUUGCCCAAUCGUUAGCUGGUGCUCAAAUUGCCUAUUGGAAGAAGUGUUCAAGAAGUGUUUAGAAAUCUUUCUAACUUAGUUGCCAGAGUUAGUUAUGUCGGUCAGUAUGGUACAACGGUUGUCAAGAACUGUCUGCAGCUAUCCUUAGCGCGGCAGCUUUAUUUCAAUAACUUUGAACUUUCGUUUCAGAUCGCAGAGGGAGAUGUUUGUCGCGGUCUCAGGAUCCCAAUAUACAUGAUAUUUCCUCGUCUAUUUACCUGCCCGACAUUGACCACUGCGAACUUCAAAAUUGGUCAGUUGAGUACCUAUAAUAAAAAUCACAAGCGCAGGCAGGAUUUUACUGAAAGUCAAAGCAAAUCCAGUUUUUUUCUUUAUUUUCCGUUAUCAUAGAUAACCACUUUUUGUUGACAAAUAGAGGGGCUAAUAGCCAGCACCCUAAAGACCCUAUAGCCAUGGCCGUGAGAACAUGUCACACAUUCAUAUUUUCUGUAGCGAUGGGCGUAGUUCGAUGGGCCGAUGGAAUAAUUUCCUUAAGGCUUCAUUAAACUGACCGUGUAGCCCUCUCUUGUUUGUCACAGAACUGUCUGGAAGAAGGUAGCUAAAAAAUUGAUAUAACGGCUGAAGAAAAAGUCAGUUGAUGCAAAAGAAGUGAUUCCCGCUAAGAUACGAAAAACGCACCAGUGGAAAAAGACAUUCAUCCUUCUAGUUGAAAAGUUGUCUUCUUUCUGGCGGGUAGUGGGAAGUUAUUUGUCAUUGCUAGUGAAAAAAUGUAACAAGCUGCCUAAGAAACUAUUUUAUCUAAAAGCAAAUCUACCAGCGUUUUAUCACAAGUGCUGCAAUCCGAUUGGCCACGCAGCUCCCUAUCCUUGACAAUUAUUCCACGAUCGUGCAUUGUAUAUGAGAUGAUAGAUAGCUAUGAUCAUCUCAUAUCCAACAAGCAUGAGUAGAAUAAUUGUUUUAUUAAAAACCCUCCAAAAUAUAGAUAAAUCUCCCCAACUUUAUUUUGUAAGAACAAACGGAAUGUUUCAAUGUACUAUAACACUUCCGGUCUGGUUUUCAUGCCUGUGCAUGGUAUGAUGGCUCAUAACCCAUGAUUUCUAAGCCAAUGAAAACUCUCGAAUUGCAUAAUCCGAUGAUCAAAGUUUUAAUAAUCCGUGAUGAACAAUGAGUAGCUUGAGUAGUCCAACAGUGUGCGGUUGUAAAUAAAGUAAAAAUAAAAUUAUGAUCAUGUCUUGCUGUUAUGCUGUGAACGACUGUCAGAUUUGUACUAAAUCAACUUUGUGUUCCAGUAUAUUGGGACUUCUCCAUCUUCAACUAUCACGCGAUAGAAAUCUCGCACUUUUAAUCUAACUGUUGAAUACAGCAGUUUGCAAAUAAUCUUUGUUCUUCCUCUGUUUCAGAAUUCGAGGUGAAUGUGGUAAUAGUUCUUCAGGAUGAUCAUCUCAUUACAGAAAACUUUCCAAUUAAAAUUAUGAGAUUUGAAAAUAAUGCUGUAUGAUUCCUAGAGGGGAAGGACUCUUGCAAAGUGUCUCCUUCCUUUAGAAAUGAUUAAAGGAAAGCUUAUACAAUCCAUAAAGUCUAGUAAAGGAUUUGAACGAAACAAUGUAUGUCUUUAAUACGACAAGAAGUAGUUCUGACUUUCUGAUGGUUUUUCAAGUGUUUAAAAUGUAAAUUUAUAGCUGCAUUAAAAAAUUAUAUAUUUUUUAAGAUGAUAAUAAACGAACAAGAAUUCUGUUGAAGGGUG